Molecule: messenger RNA, 1390 nt
Organism: Hippoglossus stenolepis (Pacific halibut)
Lineage: Eukaryota; Metazoa; Chordata; Actinopteri; Pleuronectiformes; Pleuronectidae
Product: telethonin
Exons: 2
Coding region: 142-636 (164 amino acids)
Biological process (GO): cardiac muscle tissue morphogenesis; skeletal muscle contraction; cardiac muscle contraction
Cellular component (GO): Z disc
Molecular function (GO): titin binding; titin Z domain binding; structural constituent of muscle
Source: RefSeq, a predicted model, not a curated record
CACACACAUUGGCGAGGACACAUUCUUUUCCUAUGAGAUUUGUUAUAAAAGUCAAGUUGGAUUUAGGUAAGAAGUGCAAAAAGGGCAUUUCUGGUGCAGACGGACAAUAACUGACGUUCACGCUCUUGACGCGAACACACCAUGCACUGUGUCAGCAGAGGAGGCUGCUACCUGGUGAAUUCCCACUGUGAUAUUCACGAGGACAACCAGUGGAGCAAGGAGAGCCUCCAAGUAUGUUGGCUGAGCCUGAUCAUUGAAACAAGACCACAAUACAAGCUGAAACUGUCAGAGACAGAUAAAGUCCGCAGAGAGAGUUAUAAGCUCCAACAGGUGGUGCACUUCAUGGUCGAGAGGGGCCCCAGUCAGACAGUGAUGGUGGGCACUCUCAACGGAGCUACGAAAGAGCACCACCUACCUGUCCUCCACACCGGCAGGGACCCAGGCCCUGCCAGAGCCAACUCUGGGUGCACAGUGGAACAGCCAGCCACACAAGAGCAGAUGAAUGAUGAGGUGAAUAAGCAGGAAGUGACUGACACAACUCAGGACCUCAGAAAGCCAAUCAGAGUGAACUUCAGAGCUUCCAGCCUGAUGUCCUCUCCAAGAGAAAACUCUCAUCGGGCGCAGAGGAGAGAGUGAAACAAGGAGGUGCAGCUGAAGGAACAUCAGAAACUGCAGCACAGAAAAUACAACAUAACAUUUGCUCUUGUUUACAUGCUGGUAUCUGUACGUUAACAUUUGCUUUAAAGUUGCAUGAAAUAUCUACACUAUGAGUUAAAAUAAAACACCUAAUGAAAUGAGCCACUUUUACAAAACUUCUGCACAACACAUCUUCUAACUUAGUAUUUCAGUAUCAUCCAAAUAAGAGUCUUACAAAAAAUGUUUUUGACUUUUAGAAGUUAUUAUGUUAGUGAAUUGCUUGAUUUAAUUUGUCAUAAUUAAAACACUAAAAAGCUGUGAAAUAUGUUGUAUUGUGGGAAUAACACAUUCUGAAGUUAUUCUUUUAAGAUAACUGUUAUGCCCCAGAAAACUAUAUAUUUUUAUUAUUAUCAGUGAUUUCCAUAUAGAGCUCCAUGAAAAUGUACGUAGAAAUUAUUUGCACUUACUUGUUGAUAUUAACAUCAAUAAAAUUGUCACAUUAGAGAAAAAACAAUUAAUAAAUGUGGAUACAUAAUCUUUAAUCGUUUGUGAUAGGAAUAUAAAUGAGUAUUAAUGUGUCAGUUAUUUCUCUGUAUUCCUGUUGCACAGUUUAUAAAAUGCAGAAUUAGUUUCCAUGUCACUACUGUGCCAUUCUCAAGAGAACAAAUGCAAAGACAGCACCUCCUUGUGGUAAAAUAAAAACAUUGUAAAGAGACCCCCACAAAAGAUGCUUUUAUACUCGAAAUACAACAGU